GGAGGCGGCGCUAUUUUGCGAAAUUGCGACAUUGCGCCGACUAUUUUGCGACAACGGCUCUGUUGACGGCACACGUGUGUCCCGUCCAGUCUACUCUGGUAGUGUUUGCUUCAGCAUGGCUAAAGUCUCUAAUAAUAGCUGUGGCAAAAAGAAUCUUAAAAAAAGCUCCGAAGUGACAGAGAAGAGCGCAGCGGUGAAGCCAGAUGAGGUCUACGACGCCGAAGAGGAGGAAUUUAAUGAGGCAGAUGACAACAUCACUAGUGAGGAGGAGGAGGAGGAGGACGUUUGCAAGGAUGAACGAAAACGCCAAAGGCUGCUCGAGGCCAUCAGCGCUCUCGGGGGUAAGAGGAAGAAAAAGCUGGGUGAGAGAUCCGAGGCGGCUGUCCAGAUGUCUGAGUUUAUGGUCAACGCGGAGGGGGAGGGCGACAAAAUCGAUCUGUCUGACCUCAUCGGGACCAUGGACAAAAACCCCGCUGUUCCAGUCAAGACCAAGAAGCAGCUAAGGAAGCUACAACAGAGUAAAAAGACCAUUGAGUGCCCUCUCAGCAAGCAGGAGAGUGAGAGGAUCCAGAGAGAUGUUGCUUUUCAGAAGGCAGUGACAGAGGUGUCCUGGUGGAAAGGAAUCAUCAAACAGAACCAGAGGGUUGAGCAGCUGGUCUUCCCCCUGAACCAGGAGCCCCCUGGCCCCAAAACCAUGGAGAGGGUGGUGACCGGAUGGAAGGCGCAAACCCCACUUGAGCAGGAAAUUUUUGCCCUUCUGUCUGCCAACAAGCAGCCCAUCAAUGACCCCAUCCUGUCACCUGCGGAGGAGGCUUCCCUUAGGGCGAUGAGCCUGGAGGAGGCCAAGCUUCGCCGCGCAGAGCUGCAGAAAGCCCGGGCUCUGCAGUCCUACUACGAGGCCAAGGCCCGGCGAGAGAGGAAGAUCAAGAGCAAGAAAUACCACAAAGUGCACAAUAAGGCCAAGCGUAAAGAGUUCCUAAAGCAGUUUGAUGAGAUGGUGAAGAUAGACCCGGCUGCUGCCUUAGAGGAGCUGAAUAAGAUGGAGCUGGCCAGGAUGAAGGAGAGGAUGUCGCUGAAGCACCAGAACAGUGGCAAGUGGGCCAAGUCGAAGGCAAUCAUGGCCAAAUACGACAAGGGUGCUCGCAAAGCCAUGCAGCAGCAGCUGGAAGUGAACAAAGAGUUGACCCAGAAGGUGGUGACAUCACUGAACAAUGAGGAAGAGGAGGAGGAAGCAGGCUAUGCAGAACUGAUGCCUGAUUUUGUGAAUGAUGCAGAGCAAGGACUGGAAUCUUCCAAUCCCUGGAUGAGAGGCAAGCUCUCUAAAGAUCCCACAGAGAAAGAGAUGAGUGACAUUGUGGAUCUUACAGCAGAGGGGACUGGAGUGGUGGGAAAUACAGCUGAAGAAGAAGAGGAUGAGGAGGAGCUGGAGGAAGCGGAAGAGGAAGCACUCCUCAGAGAGUUUGACAGCAGGAGGAAACUGCGUCAGGUUGAGGAGGCUCACACAGUAUCUGUAAUAUCCAUGGAUGAUGACCUAGAUGCCUCAGACAAAGAGGAGAAGGAGCUUUCAGAGUUCACAAGCCUUUUCCAAGUAAUAGCAGAUGGCCUUCGGGACACUGAAGUGGAGCAAACUGGGGCAGCAGCAGACGCCGGCCACACGGACACUUCAGUGCAGUUGGAAGAAGGGCUGAUGAGGAUCAGGACUCUGGAGGAUAUGGAGUUCCUCAGUCAGGUGGAGUCAGCCACUGAUAAAGCACCUGUUCAGCCCCAGCCAACCCCAGCCACAGACGACCUUCCAUCUGCUACUCAAAAGGCAGGCAAAAACAGAAAAAGGAAGAGAGGGAUUGAGCUGAAAGAGGUUCUCACCAGAGAGGCAAAAGUCAUCCAAGUCCCAUUCGCUCAAACAGUUGAGGACGCAGAGGACUCAGAGGACUCAGAUGAAAAGCUGAACCAGAGGGGGCUGAUUAAAGAGGCCUUUGCUGGGGAUGAUGUAAUCUCAGACUUCCUUAGGGACAAGAGGAAGGAGGAAGAUGCAGGGAAGCCUAAGGUGGUGGACUUGACACUGCCUGGGUGGGGGGAGUGGGGAGGGACGGGCCUCAAGCCAUCCAACACCAAACGCAGGAGGUUCAGGAUCAAGACUGCACUGCCUCCACCCAGGAAAGAUCAACAACUGCCCAGUGUCAUCAUCUCAGAGAAGAGAAACAGCUCCAACAGCCUCCACCAGGUGAAUUUGCUGCCCUUUCCUUUCGAGAACCAUGCACAGUUUGAGAGUACCAUCAACUCUCCCAUUGGCCGCACUUGGAACACAGAGCGGACUGUUAAAAAGAUGACCAAGCCCAAGGUGAUCACCCAGUUGGGAGCCAUCAUCGAACCUAUGGCUCGGGAGGAGCUGAUAAAGGACAGGAAGCUGGUGUCUGCAGGGAAUAAAAGUAGCGUGGACUCAUGGAAAAGAAAACAGUAGCAACAACUAAUACUGAUUUGAUCAAAAGUAAAUAAGGUUGAUACUAUACUCCACUAAGCAGCUAUUCUGUAGAGAUUAAAUUCUAUGUGGGUGUGUAUGGGAUGAUGAUCAAUUUACUUCAGUCUAUGUUGUGAGAAUAUUUCAGCAUUUAAGGAGCUGAAAUUAUGUUUGACAAAUUCUAUAACUCACCUUUUUUCUGGAAUUUUUCAUAUUGUUUAUUUGAUACUACAAAUGUGUUAAAUUAAAUAUAUAAAAUCAACUGAGUAGUUACGACUUGAAAUAAAUUACCCCUUUGAAGUUAAA
Messenger RNA from Xiphias gladius (swordfish), 2761 nucleotides. RefSeq lists its product as uncharacterized. Gene Ontology annotation, cellular component: small-subunit processome; nucleolus. The record is from RefSeq and is a predicted model, not a curated record. NCBI's taxonomy places the organism in Eukaryota, Metazoa, Chordata, Actinopteri, Istiophoriformes, Xiphiidae. The transcript has a single exon. The coding region runs from base 116 to 2458 and encodes 780 amino acids. Gene Ontology annotation, biological process: rRNA processing.